CACAGUGUUUGGUGAAGAUGCUUCCUCCAUUCUCAGAUGACUACUUGUUGAUGUGUGAAUCUCAUAGGUCCAGCUGGCAAGUCAACAAAGGUCUAGAACACUUCUCAGAAGUCCCUGGCCUCUACCCACAGUUCAUUUACUCCCUGAAUCUCAGUGGAAACAAUCUCUCAGAGCUUCCACCACUACUCUUUACUAGUAAGCAUUUUAAAACUGGGCAUCCAUGCAUGUGCAACAAGAAAUAAAAGAUAUACCAGUAUACUUAGUAAUUAAAGCAUAACUUGUUCUUCAGUGCAUGAUUUAUUCCACUAUUAACCAAAUACAUUUGUGAUAAUCUUAAUAAACAGUAUUUAAUUCACUCAUCUGGUUUUAGCCUAAAUUUAUCAUAAUUAAGCAUAGAUGAUAUUUUUCUACUAUUGUCUUGUAAUAAGAUAACAAAUGACGUGGUCAUUCAUUUUUGGCCUCACUUAUAAGUUUCUUGUUGAACACAUCAACAUGAUUAGCUUGUAGUAGCCUGGCCUAGCUUGUAAUAGCCUGGCCUAGCUUGUAGUAGCCUGGUUUAGCUUGUAGUAGCCUGGCCUAGCUUGUAGUAGCCUGGCCUAGCUUGUAGUAGCCUGGCCUAGCUUGUAGUUGCCUGGUAUAGCUUGUAGUAGCCUGGUAUAGCUUGUAAUAGCCUGGCCUAGCUUAUAGAAGCCUGGCCUAGCUUGUAGUAGCCUGGCCUAGCUUUUAGUAGCCUGGCCAAGCUUGUAGUAGCCUGGCCUAGCUUGUGAUAUUAGUUUCUUGUCGUACACACAGCCAUGGGAAACCUGAAAGAUCUAAGUGUCAGCGGUAACAUGCUCAAGUCAUUACCCAAUGAAAUAGGCAACUGCAAACAGUUGGUGACCCUGUCUGUCUCAGAAAAUUGCUUGACCAAACUGCCCCACUCACUCAAAAGAUGCCAAGAACUGACCAGACUGGAUAUAGACAAAAAUAAUUUUGCAGGUAACAAAAUGAAUAUUAAAUUUUUAAAUGAUUAUUUCACAGAUCAACACAAAAUAUGGCUGAAAAGAAAAUUAAAAUAUAUAUUUUCAUCUUUUAAAUCAGUUGACAAGGAACUUAUGGAAACAAUAUGUAAAAUAAUGUUUAAAGCGUUGAACAAGAUUUUUUAAAACUAAAUAAUUUAUUUUUUAAUUAAAAUAUUAAAGAGGAAGAAGGCAAUCAACACACACCUAGCCUUCUCACUCUCAUUUCUGGAUGAACCGCGCUAAUACUGACUCAAUUACCAGUGCCUCACAGUAAUACUGACUCAAUUACCAGUGCCUCACAGUAAUACUGACUCAAUUACCAGUGCCUCACAGUAAUACUGACUCAAUUACCAGUGCCUCACAGUAAUACUGACUCAGUUACCAGUGCCUCACAGUAAUACUGACUCAAUUACCAGUGCGUCACAGUAAUACUGACUCAAUUACCAGUGCCUCACAGUAAUACUGACUCAAUUACCAGUGCCUCACAGUAAUACUGACUCAAUUACCAGUGCCUCACAGUAAUACUGACUCAAUUACCAGUGCCUCACAGUAAUACUGACUCAAUUACCAGUGCGUCACAGUAAUACUGACUCAAUUACCAGUGCCUCACAGUAAUACUGACUCAAUUACCAGUGCCUCACAGUAAUACUGACUCAGUUAUUUUCAGUGCUAUAAAAAUUGCAAACUGAUUAUAGAAAUAGAGUCAUGGGGAAAUCAUAUGUGUGAAAGUCUAACAUUAGAUAUAGUUAUAAAUGGUUCAUACAAGUGUAGACAUCAUACAAAAUAAAGAUUUUUUAGCACAUAUGCAAUUUGUGACGAUGAGGAAAUAAUUAGCAUAAAUACAUUUUAGCUAUAUAGUUUAAAAAAAAUUCUUCAAGUUUGGAACUUCAGGUGUUUGGCAUGUCUGACUAAACAGUGCUAUAAUUGAUUAGUUUUCAUGUAUUUUUAUGUAAGCUAGCAAACAAGUAUCAUUUUGUAUCAUUUUGUAUCAUUUUAACACCUUUUUUUUGUAAAGUUCAAAACCCAUCUACCAAUAUUGUAUUUACAAAUAAAUAAAUUUCUCUUUCUCUGUCAAGAAUUUCCUGGAGUGGUUCUCAAGUUGAAAAAUCUGACACGUCUGUAUGCCCAGCACCUCCAGCUGC
Molecule: messenger RNA, 2143 nt
Organism: Lymnaea stagnalis (great pond snail)
Lineage: Eukaryota; Metazoa; Mollusca; Gastropoda; Lymnaeidae
Source: the annotation of a GenBank genome assembly